Messenger RNA from Eurytemora carolleeae, 2513 nucleotides. RefSeq lists its product as uncharacterized. Bases 14 to 2233 code for a protein of 739 amino acids. The transcript has 23 exons. NCBI's taxonomy places the organism in Eukaryota, Metazoa, Arthropoda, Copepoda, Calanoida, Temoridae. The record is from RefSeq and is a predicted model, not a curated record.
AGUUUAAGAGAAGAUGAGCGUGAGACGCAUAUUCUCCGGAGAGAUCUCGUCCUACGGAGAAUAUAUUCAGGGUUUGGAGAAGAUAGGAGUCGACUACGGAGAAGCGGAGAAGGCUCGAGAUGUGCUGUGUAAAGAAGAGACCUGGAGAGAGACCUGUAGGAUCGUGAAACAGGACGGAAUAAAACUGGGAUCCAUCCCACUAGUUCUAGAUACUCUCAUAAGGUUUGCAGCCCAAGAUGGAUUAAAUAAGGAAAUCUAUGAUCAGUUAAACAUGAUGCCAAGACUAGCGUGUCAGGUUUACGAAACCCAGUUCACGGAGCGGGAUCUUAUGGAGAAGGAGGAGAAGAAUAAGAUUUCAGGUUUUCUCAGGAAAAAAUCCCUAAACAAGAGCAGAUCCAGGAUUGACGAUAUGGAUGUGGAUACAAGAGUGGUGCUAUACGGGCUAAUUGUAUUUACUAGGAGCAGUUUGAAUCCCCUGGAACUAGACAUGGUUAGAGUUGAAAUUAGAGCUGAUGUUACUCCGUCCUAUCCUCAAUCCCAUAAACUAGUUAGUUCUACUCACUACUACAGGUUGACCGGAUUGAAAGCUCUGCUCGGAGAGUCCAGGAGAAAUAUCAGAUCUCUGAGCUCCAGGUAUGAGGAAGUACUAAUCUGGAAGGAUGAAGGACGGAUACCUCCUCUCUUUGUUCAAGGUUCAGCAGUAACAGAUCUUAAGCUCAUUGAACCUCCUCGCGUGGAAAAACUAAGAUUGGGUCUGGCAGAUUUGAAGGGAGAAAUUGCCGAUCUAGCAAAUACUAGUUUUAGUCCGGAGCAAGAGAUACAAACAGUCCUGGAGGAUAAUAUCUUGGUUCGGAGUAACUGGCAAACCCAAAUCUACUCAACCUGGAGUAUUCUUCCUGAUCAAAACCAACAUUUCAUCUUUAAUUUGGCAAUUUUUAAGAAAGGAGGAGCCUUCUGUAAAUGCCAGGUUCGGGUUGGAUUUCUCCGGGACGGCGGAGAUCAAAAUCCGUCCUGCUUCUCCGCGUCCUUAGUUGGACUGGACUCUAAGCACCUGGAUAUUCUCAAGAUACUAAGUCUGAGGAAGCUUAGAGAUGAUUUCAAAGAACUAGAUAUUCGCCUUCAGCUCCCAGGAGGACGGGACCCUGAGAAGGUUCCGCUUCCUCAGGUUUCAACUCAGCUUGCUCAGACUCAACCUCAAUCUAAACCCGAUCAAAAAUCCUUUAUGAGUUGGUUUUCUAAGAGUAAAGAUCAUCAAACUGAGAACCAGGUUUAUCUGAAUAAUCUGAAUCCUGUAGAAGAAAACUUAGCUCCUAGACCUAGACUACACAGACAGCAAACCUUGAUUGAUCCUGAUGCAAACCUGUACCCGGAGAUAAGCAAAGAAUCAAACAAAGUGAUGUCUUCUCUCAAAGUACCCGGAGACAUACCUCACAUACCUCUGAUACCGGAGAGACUAACAGAGCAGAACUAUGGAAAGGAAAAAACUAAUAAGGAUCCUCCUUUUGAGAAGAAAUCUGUUCCAAGUUUCAAUCCUCUCCGACGUUUAUCCAGCUACCUGGAGCCCCAUGAACCUGCCGGAGAAACACUACCCGUCCCUACUCCGCUACUAUCUGGAAACAGGCCCAAGUUGAGCCGGGCCCCGUCGAUAAUCUCGACUGCAUCGAGCGACACGCGACGGUCCAGCAUAAUCCUGGACAUGCGGGAAGCGAUAAGUGAGAGCGGGAAGCGAUUAUCCUCGAUUGUAGCGGAGAAUCAGAGUAAAGCCCUGGAAACGCUUCUAGCAGAUCUUCACGGUCGAGGACUCACGAACAAACGAUUGAUUCUCUAUCUGGUUAUCGGAGCUUUAUUUUGUUUUCUCCUGUUUUGGUUUCUUCUCUUGGUUUGGGAGCACAUUCUUCUCUUGAGAGAUGGAUUGACCAGCCAGCUGUCCCAGCUGUCGGAAAACCAAGACAGUCAGCUGUCACAGCUGACAAGAAGAUUGGAAAAUAUGGAACAGCUGAUCUCAGAGCUAGGGGGGCAGAAUAUUAAUAAUCAGCUGGAUUCUGUUCUGGAAGAACUCAAGGCGGGUAUGGAGGGAAACACGAUAAAGGUUGCUGUUAUGGAUAAACUAGUAGAGGAACUAACAGGAAUAGAAAUAGCUCUCACCACCCUCCAAGCCCAGGUUCGCGAUGGUUUAUCCUGUGGUUGGAAUCCAAUUUCUCAUCUCCUCUCCUCUCAACACAAUGAACUCUAACAUUAAAACAAACUUAACAUUUAUUCAAAUUUAGAAUAGUCCAACCAAUAUUAAUAUAUACACUCAUUGAGUCUAAACAUAGUUUUGAUUAUAUUGGACGAAAUAAUAAAUAAAUACAGUGUUCAUCACAAACAUGAAGAGGGAGUCUCUCUACGUAUACAAACCACACAUGAAGAAGGAUGGUUUCAGACCCGGAUUUACUUCCUGGCCGGGUUCACACUCUUCUUAUCAUCGUCAAGGAAGGCGUAGUAGUCCUUACUGUAAUAUAAUAUAAGAAUAA